AUGGAUCCGCUGCAGACAUGGCUGGUGCAAGCGGAUGAGGUGUCUGGGAGUGAGAGGCGAUGUUGCUCUGUGAUAGCCUACGCUGAAGUUCCGAGGAUGAGAUUUGUCCGGGGCAGUGAGAAUCCUGUGGGGCACUCAGGGAGGGCAGAGGGGAACGAGCCCGGCAGGAGCCGACCUGCCCUGGAAGCCGAGAAACAGAGGGCCUGGGGGAGGCCUGGACACCUGGAUUGCCCAACAUACCCGCCGCCAGUCUGCCUGCUGACAUUGCUACCACUUUUCGGCUACCACUUCAGCUUUCCACCGCGAGCAAUCAUUAUCGCCAAGUUCCAUGAUCCAUCGCGUCUAGCAUCAAGACUCACCAUCACUUUCCUUCUCAUGACGACGUCAGAUGAGAUGGACGGCUUGUCUGCCGACCCACGGUUCCUCGAAUUACAAGAGCAACUGAGGGACGCUGUCUUCACUGGAUUAUCCACGCUGAGUCCGAGCCGCUGGGCGACUCCAGAACCCCAAGCGACCCCCGCUGCCACCCACGACAACAGCGAACAGCCGCGGAAGAAUCGACGUCUGGACUACGCCAGCACCAGCAUUCCUCAGGUCCGCCUAAUAAACUACCUCCGCAACUGGGUCACUGAAUGUGCACCGUACCUGGACAAAUUCGAUGAGGCCCGGCAUUUUCAGAUACAGGUGCCCAUCCUGGCACAGAAAUCACCGGCACUCUUCUACGCGAUUCUUGCCUUCUCAGCCCGCCAAAUGGAGAGACGGAACCCCUCGUUGCCUGAGAGCUACGACAGCCUGGAGCUUUACCAGCAGAGCAUCUUGGCAUUGGGCCCCAGCCUGCAGGCGAAGGAUCCAAGCAUCCUUGUGACCGCAUGUAUCCUUGCGGUCUUCGAGCUGAUGGCUGGCAGCUCCAAGGACUGGCGUCGACAUCUAGAAGGUUGCGCUGGACUCUUCGAGUUCUUUGGAGUCAACGGCUUCUCGGGCGGCCUUCCUCAGGCCGUGUUCUGGUGCUAUGCUCGGAUGGAGGUUUGCGGCGAGAUUAUCUCCUCCGGAACUGAGACAACCAUGCUGCCGCUCGACAGAUGGAUCCCCAGGCCGGACAACGCCGCGAACCAUGGGUCGCCCGAGGAGUCUGGACAUGCUGCCGACACCUACGUUGAGGAGCUCUUCUGGCAGCACAGUCGAGGUUCCUGCGACAUGUACGCCAACUGGGCUCUGUAUCUCUGCGCCGAAGUGUGCAACCUGCGAUAUCGACUCGUCCGAUACCUUGGUCUCGGAGAACAAGACGAGUCCGAUAACAGACCAUUCACCAAGCGAUGGGAACAGCUCUGGUUCAGGCUGCAAAGGUGGUACGACCGGCGUCCUCGUCCCAUGAUGCCCAUCAUAGACGCCAAAGCAAAGACGGCAGAGGGCCAUCUUUUCCCCACGAUUCUCUUCUCUCACUGGGCCGCCAUAUCGAGCAACCAACUCUAUCAUGCCGCCUGCAUCCUCAUGCUCGAGAUGCGCCGCUCGAACAGCGUCACGCCCGAGUUCUCCGCUGUGUGGCAUGCUCGCCGAAUCUGCGGCAUAUCGGGCUCGAACCCGCACCUCGGCAGCUUGAUCAACGCUAUCCAACCUCUUUACUUGGCCGGCAAGAUCUUCACGCACGUCUCCGAGCGUCGUGAGGUCGCCAGAAUUCUUCUUCAUAUCGACCAGGCUACCGGUUGGGGCGCGCUCUGGCGAUUGAGAGAUCUGGAUGCCGAGUGGGGCUACGAACCCGACGAGAUGUUGAACAUGGUGAGAGGUGGUGCGACCUCCCCCACAGCCGUCGCGUAA
Messenger RNA from Verticillium alfalfae VaMs.102, 1812 nucleotides. RefSeq names its product C6 zinc finger domain-containing protein. NCBI's taxonomy places the organism in Eukaryota, Fungi, Ascomycota, Sordariomycetes, Glomerellales, Plectosphaerellaceae. Gene Ontology annotation, molecular function: DNA-binding transcription factor activity; transcription cis-regulatory region binding. Gene Ontology annotation, biological process: positive regulation of transcription by RNA polymerase II. The record is from RefSeq and is a predicted model, not a curated record. Gene Ontology annotation, cellular component: nucleus. The coding region runs from base 1 to 1812 and encodes 603 amino acids. The transcript is spliced from 2 exons.